GGUAGGAUGCAUUGACCCUGAAAGUUUUACUGCAGGGGAAAUAGCACAAUUGCCUCAAAUGUCAAAAUACAUGGCUCUAGCUCGGUUUUGGAGCCUAGACCCUAGCAAAGUCCGUUGGAACAUCAACUAUAUAUCUAAUGUGUUUUCUCUUUCUAUGGAACUUUUCUUCUCCCAUCGGCUUUUCACUCACCAGCCAUAUCCUACUUCUCCGUUCUUAGAGAUUAACAAGUCGCCAUGCGUUCUUCUACCUUGGCAGUCACUGCUGCUGCAUCUGCUGGCAUUGUUAAUGCCGCAGCAAGUUCGACUCUUAGUGAUAUCUGCACAACCUCCUACAUCCAACAAUCUCUUCCGGACCCUGCUACUAUUGGCCUUGCUGUCACUCUCGACUCGGCAUCCGUUACAGCUAACGCAGUCUCAAACGCUACUACUACUGGCAAUGUCUUCUUCCCAGACGCGACAAUUAGUUAUUGUAAUGUAACUUUCACCUAUUCUCAUACUGGAAGAGAGGAUUCAGUAUUCGUCCAGUAUUGGUUGCCCGCCCCAGCAAACUUUCAGGGUCGUUACCUGUCCACUGGAGGUGGUGGUUAUGCGAUAAACUCCCAAGACCAAUCGCUUCCUGGUGGUAUUAUCUAUGGUGCCAGUGCUGGUAUCACAGAUGGAGGCUUUGGAGGAUUCACUAACAACUUCGACACCGCCUUUCCCCUUGCCAACGGCACUGCCAACUAUGACUCCCUUUUCAUGUUCGGCUAUCAAGCUCACCACGAAUUGAGCUUGAUCGGAAAACAGUUCACAAAGAAUGUGUUUGCCAUGGGAGACAGCAAGCUUUAUUCCUACUACCAGGGAUGCUCUGAGGGUGGACGUGAAGGAUGGAGUCAAGUCCAACGUUAUGCUGACCAAUGGGACGGUGCUAUCACAGGUGCUCCAGCCAUGCGAUUUGCUCACCAGCAAGUUCAACAUCUUUACUCCAACGUAGUUGAAAAAACCCUUGGUUACUAUCCACCACCAUGCGAGUUGGAGAAGAUUGCAAACCUUACAAUCGCUGCUUGUGAUCCUAUGGAUGGCAAGACAGAUGGUGUUGUUGCCCGUACAGAUCUUUGCAAAUUGAACUUUGAUCUAAACUCCAUACUUGGUGAGGCAUAUUCAUGUGGUGCAACCCCCGCGUCCACAAACCCAUAUAACCCUACACCUGCACUUCCAGCACAAAAUGGUACUAUUUCGGCCGAAGGUAUUGCAGUCGCUGCCAAGAUCAUCGAUGGUCUCCGCGACACUCAAGGUCGCAGGGCUUAUUUAUCCUACCAGCCAGCUGCAACUUUUGACGACGCUGCCACCGUAUACAACGAUGAAACCAACAGCUGGGAGUUGUCUAUCAGCUCGCUUGGAUCUGAGUUCCCAGUACGCUUCAUCGAACUUCUCGAUGCUUCUACUUUUGAUGCCGGCACCUUCGACAACGUCACCUACGACACCCUUAGAGAUUGGAUGUACACCGGAUGGCAAAUGUAUGAAGAUACAUUACAAACCACUUGGCCCGACCUCACCCCAUUCCAAGCAGCAGGUGGCAAGGUUCUACACUUCCAUGGUGAAUCAGACAACAGUAUCCCUACUGCCUCAUCUGUCCGUUAUCACGAAUCUGUCCGCUCUGUCAUGUAUCCCAAUAUGACUUUUAAUGAGAGUACUGAGGCCCUCGGUGACUGGUAUCGUCUAUUCUUGGUUCCCGGAGCGGCCCAUUGUACUACCAAUGAAUAUCAGCCAAACGGACCAUUCCCUCAAACAAAUCUCGCUGUUUUGAUCGACUGGGUCGAGAAUGGCAACACACCUACUACUCUCAAUGCCACCGUUCUCCAAGGCGAGUUUGAGGGCGAGGAACAACAAAUUUGCGCUUGGCCAUUGAGACCAAUGUGGUCUAACAAUGGAACUACCAUGGCGUGCGAAUAUGAUCAAGCUUCUAUUGAUAGUUGGAUCUACGACUUUGACUCUUUCCCGGUGCCAGUCUACUAGAUUGCGCAAAAUGGGUCAUGAUUGACGCGUAAAUGGCAUGAAAGUCAGAAUUUUCCAUCCUGCUCAAUGAAAUUUGACAAGAACUAGUGGGCGGUGUACAAAUUCAAAAGCUUAAGCUUCUCCUGUAUAUAUAUAUUUUUUAGCUGGUAAAUAUUCAACCACUGUAAUUUGUUGAUCCGCCGUUUUCUUUCAGUGCUUUACGAAAUUCCAACGGUUAGACA
Messenger RNA from Botrytis cinerea B05.10, 2216 nucleotides. RefSeq lists its product as hypothetical. The coding region runs from base 235 to 1995 and encodes 586 amino acids. The transcript is spliced from 2 exons. NCBI's taxonomy places the organism in Eukaryota, Fungi, Ascomycota, Leotiomycetes, Helotiales, Sclerotiniaceae. The record is from RefSeq and is a predicted model, not a curated record.